Penicillium waksmanii is the source of this 1191-nucleotide messenger RNA. Its product is annotated as putative integral membrane protein. The transcript has 5 exons. The record is from RefSeq and is a predicted model, not a curated record. Lineage: Eukaryota; Fungi; Ascomycota; Eurotiomycetes; Eurotiales; Aspergillaceae. Bases 1 to 1191 code for a protein of 396 amino acids.
AUGACUGAGGAUGAGCACCAAAGGGUGCUGGCAGUCAGGUCAGUCGCAGCCGUAUUUUUACCGAUAGCAUGCAUAACUGUUAUGCUACGCUGCUAUGUGCGUGGAUGGGUGGUGAAGGCAUUUGGGUGGGAUGACGGGUCCAUGGUGCUUGCGAUGGCAUUCUAUAUCAUGUUCUGUGCGUCCAUGAUCGGAGGCACUUUGUUCGGUACUGGCCAACUGUAUGACAGCGAAAGCCCGGAGCAUCGAGUCAUAGCUAUGAGGUAUUGGUGGCUCUGCGAAAUUGCUUACUGCUUUGCUUCGAUUUUCUGCAAAAUCUCAGUGUGCGUUUUCCUCAUGCGGAUCACGGUCAAAAGGCAUCAUAUUUGGACGCUGUACAUCGUGAUGGUGCUCACGGUUCUUGCCGGCCUGGUCUUCAUGUUUUUGAUGCUAUUGCAAUGCAAGCCGCUCAAUUAUUUCUGGACUCGCUUGGCAUUUGACCCCUCUAUUGAGGGCCACUGCAUUAGCAUCAACAUCGUCAUUACCAUGACUUAUAUCUACAGCGUGUUCGCUGCACUGUGUGACUUUACUGUUGGAAUAUUGCCAAUAUUCCUCGUGAGAAAGCUACAUAUGAAGCGCGAGGCAAAAUAUGCCGUCGUCGGGAUUCUCAGCAUGGCUUGCAUUGCUUCAUCUGCUGUGAUUAUUCGAUUCCCAUUCGUUAAAACUUUUGGCGAUUACGAAUUCCUUUACUCUACCUACCAAAUCGCCAUUUGGUCAAAUAUCGAAGCCGGCCUGGGAAUCACAGCUGGAAGCCUUGCAACCCUUCGGCCCCUGCUUCGGAAAAUUAUGGGCUCUCAUUCCGACCCAGAGUAUUCAUCUGGCUUCCCAAGAAUAUCGGGCUCACGUCGAGUUGGAGCGAGUGGACAACGUCCCUUGCCAUUAGGCUCUCUGGAUGGAAAAGGGAGGAACGAACUGAGACCGGAUAAGCUGGCUGUGGUGGUGACAGAUAUUCAGAGCCAAAGAGACGUAGGAAUUUCGUGGCCGGAGCCUUCCAGUCCCCGCAGCAGCGAGGAAAGGCUGACUACAGAUAAGGCGACGAUGGGGAAAAUGGAGGUCGGUGUUCACCGCACAUUCGAAGUCACCACAACUGCGGAUACUAAUAGUAGUACCGAUGAUGGGGAGGGAUCACAUCGAAUGGCGAAGGAACACAUAUAA